CUGUUGCUGUUUCUUCGCUCUUUUUUUUCCCUUCAAGCACAUUGCCACCAGGAGGCAAGGCACUGCCCCUUUAAAUGCAUCCUUUUCCCCUCCUCCUCCUCCUCGGCUGAACGAGCCACCAUUUUCCAAAAAGGAGACUGGAAUCCCACCUGAAACACACGGGCGAUCAGGGGGGCGAGCGGAGGAAGACGGGAACAAAGAAGGGGUCCCGGACUCGGAAAAGUCACCGAGGGAGGAGGAGUGCUGGCCUAAUCUCCCCCCCAAUCCUCCUCCCUACCUGGAAGACAUGGCAGCGAACAUGUACAGGGUUGGAGAUUAUGUCUACUUUGAAAACUCUUCAAGUAAUCCUUUCUUAAUACGAAGAAUAGAGGAACUUAACAAGACUGCAAAUGGGAAUGUGGAAGCAAAGGUCGUCUGUUUCUACAGGAGGAGAGAUAUAUCCAGCACUCUUAUUUCUUUAGCAGACAAGCAUGCAAGAGAAAUGGAGGAAGAAAUGGAAAAUCCAGAGAUGGUGGAUUUACCUGAAAAAUUAAAGCAUCAAUUAAGACACAGAGAGCUGUUUUUAUCUAGGCAGCUUGAAUCUUUACCAGCUACCCAUAUACGGGGCAAAUGCAGUGUUACACUCUUAAAUGAAACCGAAUCCUUAAAAUCUUACUUGGAAAGAGAGGAUUUCUUCUUUUACUCUUUAGUGUAUGAUCCUCAACAGAAGACCCUCUUGGCAGACAAAGGAGAGAUACGUGUUGGCAAUAGAUACCAAGCUGAUGUAACAGAUCUGCUAGAGGAAGGAGCAGAGGAUGGAAGAGACCAAGCUGAUCUAGAAACUAAAGUUUGGGAAGCAUACAACCCCCUUACAGACAAGCAGAUAGAUCAGUUUUUAGUAGUAGCACGAUCUGUAGGUACCUUUGCACGUGCAUUAGACUGCAGUAGCUCUGUCCGACAACCUAGUCUACAUAUGAGUGCAGCUGCUGCUUCUAGAGACAUCACAUUGUUCCAUGCUAUGGACACACUGCACAAAAAUUGUUACGAUAUCUCCAAAGCCAUUUCUGCAUUAGUACCCCAAGGGGGUCCUGUUCUUUGCCGAGAUGAAAUGGAGGAAUGGUCUGCUUCAGAAGCCAAUCUGUUUGAAGAAGCACUGGAGAAAUAUGGCAAAGACUUUACUGAUAUCCAGCAAGACUUUUUACCAUGGAAAUCUCUGACCAGCAUAAUAGAGUAUUAUUAUAUGUGGAAAACAACAGACCGAUAUGUACAGCAGAAACGAUUGAAAGCAGCAGAAGCAGAGAGCAAAUUAAAACAAGUGUAUAUACCUAAUUAUAACAAACCAAACCCAAAUCAGAUUAAUGCGAAUAACAUUAAGCCAGCGAUAGUAAAUGGAACAGUGGUACCAGGCCCAAAUGUGGGGGCAGGUCGGGCCUGUGAGAGUUGCUACACAACACAGUCCUACCAGUGGUAUUCUUGGGGACCUCCAAAUAUGCAGUGCCGAUUAUGUGCAUUAUGUUGGGCAUACUGGAAAAAGUAUGGUGGUUUGAAGAUGCCAACCAGACUGGAUGGUGAGAGGCCGGGUCCAAAUCGUAAUAAUAUGAGUCCUCAUGGUCUUCCUAGAGCCAGCGGAAGCCCAAAAUUUGCAAUGAAAACACGACAAGCAUUUUAUCUACAUACAACAAAGUUGACCAGGAUUGCUAGGCGGUUAUGCCGUGAUAUCUUCCGUCCGCAGUAUGCUGCUAGACAUCCGUACAUGCCCAUCAACAGUGCCGCUAUCAAAGCAGAGUGUACAACAAGACUCCCAGAAGCUUCAAAAACUCCACUGAUGCUGAAACAGAUCGUCAGAAAACCUUUAGAACAAGUUCUACGAUAUAUAGAGGCUCACCCCAGCGCUCCUAAGUUAGACAUAAUAAAAAACAUCUCAACAAGCAUCAAUAAUACCCUAACCCCGGCCAAAUCUUCACCAGUUAUCAACAAUGGGUCUCCAACAAUCUUGGGCAAGCGGAGCUAUGAACAACAUAAUGGUAUGGAUGGCAACAUGAAGAAGCGCCUGCUGAUGCCAAGUAGGGGUAUUCCUAACCACGGACAAACCAGACAAAUGGGACCAAACCGAAACUUACUGCUCAAUGGGAAAUCCUACCCAGCAAAGGUCAGAUUAAUCCGAGGAGGCUGCUUGCCUCCAGUCAAGAGGAGGCAGAUGAACUGGAUUGAUGCUCCUGAUGAUGUUUUUUAUAUGGCAACAGAGGAAACAAGAAAAGUCCGCAAGAUGCUCUCAUCCUCUGAAACCAAGCGAGCUGCCCGUCGGCCUUACAGAGAUAUAGUUAUCUGUCAGUCUCAGGUGGGACUACCUAUGCGUCACCCUGUCAAUGAUGAGCCAAUUGUUAUUGAGGACUAAAAAUCAUCUGAAGAGAGAUAAUCUGCUCGACUGUAGAAGAUUCUUCUCAUGAUGAUACUUGACUUUCGAAGUGUUGAGUUCACGAAAACUUUUUGCAGCUGUUUGCAUCUUUUAAAAGAUUCCAUGCUUUGUAAAAGCAUCAAAAUCUAAAGACUUGUUAACGCUUUGGUUAAUUUUUGUUAACCCAGUCAUUUCCUCAUAAAUGUAGAAUUUAUAUUUGUUGUUAGUACAUUUUCUUUAUUUUGGAAUCUUUUUUUGACUGGUGUUCGCUAACUGCAAACAAAACGUAACUUGUUAAAAAGGACAUUUUGACAGUUAUGGUUUCGUGUUUGAUUUCAUUGCAAUUACAAAAGAUUCUAAAACUUUGUACACUUGAAAAUGUAUUAUUAUUGCUGAUGCCUUUCUUUUUACAAGGUGUAUUGAUUUUACUUUUUGGAAGUGCCAUUUUAAUGUUUUUUUUUUCCCCCAUUUAUAGACGGAAUAAAAACAAAUCUAACUUAUGGAAUAUAAUUUUGAGGAAAGUGUCUGAUAAGAUAUAAUUGUGCUUCUUGUGCUAUGGGAUUAAAUGUUUCCAUACAUAAUGCAUUCAUUUUGGGAUAAACUUAAUGCAUUCACAUAGAAACCAUUAUGCCAAGAUUUUUUACAAUAAACUGUUCAUAUUUUAGUUUAUAUUUAAAAUAAACCUCCGUUUUCACCAACCACCCAUUUAUUCACCAGUAUUUUGGUCUGUUCUCUCUUUGUAACUUGAAGUGCUGUUAAAUACCUUUUUUUGUACUAUUACAGCUGUAAGAUUUGUUAUAUGCACACCUGAUAUCUACAAGUUUGGGAACACUAAAAAGAAACAUUAUACAGUCAAAGGUAAAGAAAUUAAGCAGGCCAGGAUUUAUGUGUAUAAUGAGUAUUUCAGUGUCCGUUCUAGGUGCAACAGGGCCCAUGGCAGAUAUCAAAAUGGGGCACCCUGUGCUGUAGAACUUUGCAUUACCACUUUACAAGUAAAAUAGCCUGAUUGAUUCAGCCAAAAUCAGAGCAGUG
Messenger RNA from Nanorana parkeri, 3406 nucleotides. It is a transcript of the gene MTA1, whose product is annotated as metastasis associated 1. Gene Ontology annotation, biological process: response to ionizing radiation; double-strand break repair; negative regulation of transcription by RNA polymerase II. The transcript is spliced from 20 exons. The coding region runs from base 287 to 2374 and encodes 695 amino acids. Gene Ontology annotation, molecular function: chromatin binding; transcription coactivator activity; transcription corepressor activity. NCBI's taxonomy places the organism in Eukaryota, Metazoa, Chordata, Amphibia, Anura, Dicroglossidae. The record is from RefSeq and is a predicted model, not a curated record. Gene Ontology annotation, cellular component: nucleoplasm; NuRD complex.